GCAAUCUUGACCAGAGCAAAGCAGAUGUGGAGCCGAGUCUGAUGUAAUGUGUCGGCUAUCUGCCUAGGAGCCCGGGGAUUCAGAAGGGCAAGGGAAAUUGGCCUAAGCGGACAUCAGGGCUAUGGCCGACCUUUGUAACGAGACCUUCAAGUCCUUUGCUGACGAGGUACAGAGAUCUGGUUCAUUCAGCUUUUCUGAAAGACUGCAACCCUGGCCCCAUGCCUCUGGGAGCAAACCUGAGAGUGGAAAGCCCACUACAUACUUGGAAUAUCGAGACAAGCAAUCUGAGCUUUCGGAGUACAAAAAUUAUGAAGAGAAGUUCAGUAGAAAAUGGAUCAACUACCUCAAGGGCAAAGAAACUAACUCUGAACAGUACCAACCAGACACUAAACUUCAAACAGAAAUCACUCGGGCAUCUGAGGGAGAAUUGAAUGCCCUGCAGUCUUUUUGCACCAUUAAGAUAAACCUGAUCCAUCGUAGAGCGAACUCUAAGGAGAAAAACAGCAGCAGACAGAAAAAGCUGCGGUUUAGGUUGGAUGCAGAGCCUUCAGAGAGAGAUGUCUUAAACUGUACUGUCCCUGAUGAGCUUUUGAACAGAGUCUAUUUAAAAAACAUGAGGACAAUAGCAAAACAGGUGGCGACAGCUAAGCAACACAUUUCUUCUCAGUGUCCUAGUUGUAACAGAAAAAGAGCAGAACUGGCUCAAUCUGCCUUCCUGAAACGAAACAAAACUUUACUGGAGUCACUUCUACUCCAAGAGAAGAUAGAUGAACAUCUUCAUACUAAAGACUUUCUGACCCUUAUUGGAGAACUGCAUCAAGGCCUUCCCAGGCUGUCAGAUGACCCCAGAAAGAUCUGGAAAAGACUGAGUGAGAAAAGUCAGAUUGGAUACUCAGUUUUUGAAAGGUCAGAUAGAGAGCAAGAGAUGUAGCAAAGUGGAGAUAACGUUUGUCUCACUUUUUCGCUACCGCUUCUCAAACUACUGACUCUAACCAAACUGGAGAUGGUAUUUAUUCAUGAUAAUGUGUAAUAUGGAUAGCUGUUUCUGUUGUGUAUUUGAAUAAUUAUCAUCAUUUCUACAGGCACUUUGGAAACUAACAAGACUUUACUAUGCUUCCUUCACAGAUUUGAGGACUAAAAACUUUCCAUCCAAUAUAUUUUUCGGAUUUGAGGGGGCAAGAUUGUACUUGGAAUAGUGACAAAGUUUUUAUAACAAUCCAGGAGAGAGAUGAUGGUAGUUUGGACUAGGGUUUUGACAGUAUAGACAGAAGUAAGAGAUACUUAGUAAGAAAUAAUUGACAGUCUUUGGUGAAGAAAUAGAUAGGGGGAUUUAAUAAAAGGUAAAUUUUAAGAACGUUACUAAGUGCCCUUGGAUGAAUGAUGAUUUCAUUAAGGUAGGAACAUUGGAAGAGAAUCAUCUUUGAUAGGAGUGAUUAAGCGGGGGGUUAUUUGGACACGGUUAGCUUGAGGUAUAUUUGAGACAUCCACAUUGAGAGGUUAAGGAAACAUUUGGUUAUUUGUGCUUGCAGUCUAGAGGAAUUUCUAGCCUAGAGAUUUGAAAUAAAAGGGUGAGGGUCAGGAAUCAUUGGCAUCUAGCUGGAAAUUGAGGUCAUAGAUGUGGUGAGCUCUUCUGGAAGGGAGUAUAGUGAGAAGAGGGGAAGGGCUAUGACUAACUCCUGAGAAAUUCAAUGGCUGGAUAGAGGAGAAUAAGCCAGCAAAGGAUGUUGAGAAGAAAUUAUCACAGAAGGAUAAAGGAAACAAGGAAUGUUUAGUGUCAUAGAGCCCAAGGAAAGAGACUAUUUCAAGGAGGAUGGGUUAUCUAAGCAUGAAAAUGCAGCAGAAAGUUCACAUGAAGUGACUUAGUCAUGUGUCCGCCUCUGUUGACGUGAGCAACAACCACUUCACUUACAGAAAGUGGGCAUGUAAAGUGGAUUGAGGAAUAAAUGUAAGGGAAGGAAAUGAAGAAUAUUAUUAUAGGCUAUUACUUUGAAAGUUUAGCUGUGGAGACGGGAAGCUGGAAAUAGAUGUAGAAUUAAGAGAAGAAUGCUUGGACAAAUUAUGUAAAAAGCCAUUUUGGUCAUAAAGAUUUUAUGAAACGUCUCUUGUUCAUCUUACUUUCCAUUCUGAUGAAACAAUAUUAUCCCCGGAAGAAUACCAUGGUAUUUGGAAAUACAUUUAUUGGGAAAAAUGUCAGGUGGCAUUCUGAGAAAUUAUAUUUAUUUUUACUUUCUCUAUAAAAAUGUAAAUCCUAGAAUAAGUGACAGUACGUAGAGGUCAUUUUUCUACUUGUAUAAUACCUAAGCUAUCACAAUCAAAAAGGCAUUUGUUUGUAAAACUCACUACAAAACAGUCACUGUAUCUAUUCCAGUAUUACUCUGAGUUUAGACCUUUAUUUAUGUGUAAAAAUACUCUUUUUUUCCUGUAAAAUUUAGCAUAUAUCCCCUUAGUAAGUCAUUUCUAAAUGAAAUGGAAAACAAAUCAUUAUCAUUUUCAUAGUAACUCUUUAUUUGAAAUCUGCAUUACAUCAUGCUUUAUCUUUGGCAUCUCAAUAUAUUCACAUUUCACAUAAUCAAAAUUCUGAAUAAUUUCCCAUUUAGAAUUUUCCCAUUAAAGGUCAAAAUCCACUUCUUUAGUCAACUAAGCUAGAACUCUUAGAGUCAUCUUUUGUUCCUCCUUUUUUUAUUAACUCAAUCCCCAAGCUAAUUAUUUUUCUGUAAGACCCUUAGAUCAUUCUUCAGUAUCUUCUAGCCCUGACUUCUCAUUUCCAUCUUAUUACUACUUUCCUCAUCAUCUCAGCCCUCCUACUCCUAAUUUCUCUCCUUCUGAGUCCGUUCUCCAUACAGUUGUCAGAAUUAUUUUUCUAACAUGCAAAUCUGUUCAAGUAAUUCCCUUGAUUUAAAAAAAAAAACAAACCAAAAAACCCUAAAUGGUUUGUCAGUGCUAUGGAAAUAGUUCAAAUUAAUUAAUGCCACAUAGAGGUUCUUUAAUAUCUCGCCUAAAUUUACCUGUUUAAGCUCAUCUCCUGGUCUCUCCCCUCUGUAUUUAAGCCUGUCUAGAAGAAUUGCAAUUCCCUGAGCCCUCUUGUUCUUUGUGCCACUAUGGUUUACGAGUACACGUUUGUUUUGUUGAAAUUCUCUUAAU
Molecule: messenger RNA, 3141 nt
Organism: Equus quagga
Lineage: Eukaryota; Metazoa; Chordata; Mammalia; Perissodactyla; Equidae
Gene: C22H8orf48
Product: chromosome 22 C8orf48 homolog
Source: RefSeq, a predicted model, not a curated record